Messenger RNA from Mus pahari (shrew mouse), 2436 nucleotides. Its product is annotated as solute carrier family 7 member 13-like. Gene Ontology annotation, cellular component: membrane. The transcript is spliced from 4 exons. Gene Ontology annotation, molecular function: L-amino acid transmembrane transporter activity. NCBI's taxonomy places the organism in Eukaryota, Metazoa, Chordata, Mammalia, Rodentia, Muridae. The record is from RefSeq and is a predicted model, not a curated record. Gene Ontology annotation, biological process: amino acid transmembrane transport. Bases 92 to 1510 code for a protein of 472 amino acids.
CUGUUUGACAGGGUUUUUCACAAACUGACAGAAAAGCACCAUAAAGAAAAACCGUAUUUUUCAGUAUUUGAAAGAGCAAAAAGGCAUAACCAUGCAACUCUUGAGAGCACUAGGAUUCUUCCAUGUAAGCAUGAUCUUAUUUAGUGCCACUCUGGGGACAGGGAUUUUUGUGACUCCUAAAGCAGUAUUAAAAUACUCCUCACUGAACAUCCCUGUCUCCUUAAGUAUUUGGGCAGGUUGUGGACUGCUGAACAUCAUGACUGCUCUCUGUAAUGCAGAGAUAGCAACCACCUACCCUUUCAGUGGAGCAUCUUAUUAUUUUCUCAAAAGAACUCUUGGGUCCUCUGUUGCUUUUCUCAGUCUCUGGAUUAAACUUUUUGCUCACUUUCUAGGCAUCAGUGCUCAGUGUUUGCUAAUAGCUACUACUGUCAUCCAGUAUUUCUAUUCUGGGUGCCCAGCUCCAGAGCUACCAACGAAAUGUCUGGCUUUGGCUGUUUUGUGGUCAUUUGGAAUUCUCAGUACUCGGGGGAUAAAAGCAGUGGCUUGGUUUAAUACUGUCAGCAGUUUCAUGAAGUUGAGUGUUCUUUGUCUCAUUUCUCUAACGGGGCUUGUGCUGUUAGUUAAUGGCAAAAAAGAGAAUGUGUCCAGGUUUGAGAAUGCUUUGGACGCUGAACUUCCUAGUGCCUCACAGAUUGCAGAUGCCAUUCUCCAAGUGAACUAUUCGUAUCUAGGAUCAUCAGUCCUCAUCGUCAUAGCAGGAGAAAUAAAAAGGCCAACUGAAACAAUUCCAAAAACACUAAUUUGUGGUAUAUUCAUUGUGACUGUGUUAUACUUACUGACUAAUAUAUCAUACGUGGCAGUUUUGACAACUCAGGAAAUCAUCUUUUCAGAUUCUGUUGGUGUCACAUGGAUGAACAGAGUCUUUCCUUCCAUACAAUGGAUAACUUCUUUCUUGAUGUCAGCUUUCCUAUUUGGCUCUGUUUCUUGUGGAAUAGUUUCUGCAUCAAGAGUAUUCUACUCUGCAAGUCAAGAGGGACAAUUUCCUUCUAUCUACUCAAUGCUUAAUGACCAUCAUUCUCCAGCUGUAGCUAGCAUCCAGACUGUUAUUGUAUCUACUGUUGCAAUAAUAUCUUCAAGUAUCAUCUAUUUAGUGAAAUAUGUUAGUCUAGGAUCAUCUUGUAUACAGUUGCUACAAAUGAUCGGGUUGCUUAAGCUAAGGUACCAGAAACAUGAUAUACCAAGACCUUAUAAGGUGUGGCUGCCAUUUAUAUUUGGAUCUAUAGCUUUAUCACUUUUCCUCAUUUUCACACCAUUGAUUCAGUCUCCUAAUGUAGAGCAUGUCUAUCAAGUUGUGUUUCUUUUCAGUGGAUUUCUGUGUUAUUGGCUUCAAGUCCACCUUAAAGGACAUGCUAUUUGUUUUGACACAAUCACUUGCUACUGCCAAUUAUUUUUCAAUAUCUCCCCUCCUGAAGACCCAGAAAAAUUAAUUCCUUCUCCAAAUCCUGACUAAAGAAGUAUAUUUGAAAAGAAAGAAGCAAAAUUAUUUUUUAAAUGGGCAAAAUUUUAUUGAAAUUUUAUUUUUAGAUAUAUAUGCUCUUAAACACAUGCUUGCUCACAUUAUUCCCACCAAAAGAAUUGUUGCAAAUUUUCAAUUACACAUCGUAAACAUCUUUAUUCUGUGAAUAAUUAGUAGAAAUAAGAUUAAACCCUAAAAACACAAAUUAAAAGAAUAUGGAAAUUUUAUUUCUCAUUAAGAGAGAUAUAAGUGUCCACAGUGUUUUAGCAUGUUGGCAAAUAUACUUUGCCACACAGAAAAACUUAGAACUUUUAGGUAGAGUUGUCACAAGUCAUACUUAGCAUAUUUUUACGAAAAGGGAAUGUUUGUGUAAUGUGUUGUGUAUGCAAAGAAAUAGUUGUCCUCUAUCCACGGAGCCAGAGUCAGUGAUUCAUCUGUGGUUACUCUCCUUCUACAUGAUAGACUUCAAGAGUAAUAACAGACCUUACAACCCUCAAUGCUGAAAAUAUGUUCUCACUGUUUUUUCAGAGAAAGUUACCCAGCCAUGUCUAUACUGCUAAUUUGAAAGGGUUUAUAAUGCACAGAAUUCUGAAUAACUAAACUUUGACUUGAUGAUUUAACAAGUAAUGAUUUAUGGCCUGUUGUAAUGUGUGAGGUACUUGCAUAAGAAGAUUUUGGGGAGUAGUAGUGAUUUGAUGACAAAUAACUUUGAAUGAGACUACAGAGCAUAUGGUAAAUACGUUUCAAGGAAGUACACUGACCUCCUGUCCUAUGCAAACAAAUUUAGUGUAUAAAGCAAACUAUUGUUUAACAUAUGAGACAUAGAAGAAAAAGGGCACAUGUCUCUAUUUGGAUCAGUACACACACACACACACACACACACACACACACACACACACACACACACACCACUGUAUAUA